This is a messenger RNA of Trichoplusia ni (cabbage looper), 2761 nucleotides long. RefSeq names its product ATP-binding cassette sub-family B member 10, mitochondrial. The record is from RefSeq and is a predicted model, not a curated record. Bases 105 to 2237 code for a protein of 710 amino acids. The transcript is spliced from 10 exons. Gene Ontology annotation, biological process: transmembrane transport. Gene Ontology annotation, cellular component: membrane. NCBI's taxonomy places the organism in Eukaryota, Metazoa, Arthropoda, Insecta, Lepidoptera, Noctuidae. Gene Ontology annotation, molecular function: ABC-type oligopeptide transporter activity; ATP binding; ATP hydrolysis activity.
AACACUCAAUUGAACGUCAAACAAAAUAGACAGUUAUCAUGUUUACGGAAAGAUGAUGUGAUUUUUUUUGUCUUAUAAAAGUUGGAAAGUUAAAAAAAUUAAAAAUGUUACAAAGAUUAAUUUACAAUAGUAUUGAACUUAAACUAUCAGGGCGGCAGCAUCUAUUGUUUAGUAUUCCGAACAAAGCUCAUUUAUGUCAUCAAUGUGGAUCCAGGUUAAACUCUCGUUACAAAGUGCCAGAUCUCCUUAAUUAUUAUAAAAAGAGCUUCUAUAACAGAAAUGGACUGUUUAAUCUAAAACUACGAUGUUAUUCAACUCAAGUGGACGCACCAAAAACUAAGGAACAAAUCUUAGAUCCGAUAACCGAAAAAAAAACACUAAAUUCUUCGAAAAAAAUCAAUGUCAAAUUAAAGACAUCAGAAUUAAAACGAUUAUUUGAUUUAGCUAAACCAGAAAAAUGGACUCUAACAGGUGCUAUUGGAUUUCUUAUUGUAUCAUCAAGUGUGACUAUGGCUAUACCAUUUUCUUUAGGUCAAGUUUUAGAUAUUAUAUACAGCAGUACUACAGACUUGGCCACAGCUAGAGCCAAGCUGGACACUCUGUGCCUGAUGCUUUGUGGAGUAUUUUUGGUUGGAGGGCUCUGCAACUUUGGCAGAGUAUAUUUAAUGUCCAUAUCAGGUCAAAGAAUGACUCAGGCACUAAGGAGGCAAGUGUAUGCUGGUAUAUUGCGUCAGGAAGCUGCUUGGUUUGGUAGAACUUCAACCGGUGAACUAGUCAACAGGUUGUCAGCAGAUGCACAGCUGGUUGGCCGUAACCUAAGUCAAAACCUUAGUGAUGGGCUGAGAUCCUUGUUUAUGGUUGGAGCUGGAACUGGCAUGAUGUUUUACAUGUCUCCAUCUCUGGCACUCAUUGGGUUGUGUGUUGUCCCACCUGUGUCAAUGUUAGCUGUUAUAUACGGAAGAUUCGUGCGCGGCAUUACGAGGCAGCUGCAGGAUUCAUUAGCUGAAACCAGUGAGUUAGCUGAAGAGAAAAUAUCGAACAUAAAGACUGUCAAAGCAUUUAGUAAGGAGCAGAGAGAGUGUGAAACAUAUGGACAGAGGAUCGAUAAUUUAUUGAAAUUGGCUUACAAAGAGUCUCUGGCUGUUGGCAGUUUCUAUGGAUUGACUGGACUAGCAGGGAACACAAUAAUAAUCCUCGUACUUUACUACGGAGGUGGAAUGGUAGCCACUGAACAGCUGACUGUCGGCAAUCUGACCUCUUUCCUGCUCUAUGCCGCAUACGUGGGCAUCAGUAUCGGUGGCCUUAGUAGUUUUUACACAGAACUGAACAAGGGUAUGGGUGCUGCUACGAGGCUGUGGGAGAUUAUUGAUAGGCGACCAGCAAUACCUGUUUCAGGUGGCUUAAAACCAGUUGACAGGCCAGUAGGUGAAAUAGUUUUAGAAGAUAUUCACUAUUCAUAUAACAACACGCCUUUAAUAAGAGGUGUUAAUCUUCACCUUUGGCCCGGCAAGUCAAUUGCACUUGUUGGGAGGUCAGGCUGUGGUAAAAGUACUAUCGCGUCUUUAAUAAUGAGGCUGUAUGAUCCUGAAAAGGGCAGGAUAUUGUUAGAUGGAAUCGAUAUAAGAAACCUGGAUCCCGUUUGGCUGAGAAGCCAUAUUGGUUAUGUUAGUCAGGAACCUGUUUUAUUUAGCGGGUCUAUAAAGGAGAAUAUUUUAUAUGGUGCUUUGGACGAAAGCUGUGAAGAACCAAGAUACGUAGAGAAGUUAGAUAAAUACGAGCCGUCGUGGAUGUCUGCGGCCCGCACGGCGCACCUGCACGAGCUGGUGGUCACCAAGGACGGCUGGGACCGGCAGGUGGGCGCGCGCGGCGGGCAGCUCAGCGGCGGCCAGAAGCAGAGGGUCGCCAUCGCCAGGGCCAUCGUCAAGAACCCAAAAAUUUUAAUACUCGAUGAAGCUACGUCAGCACUAGACACAUACUCCGAGUAUUUAGUCGAUAAAGCAUUAAAAGAAAUAAGCAAAGAUCGAACAGUCCUCACUAUAGCACAUAGACUGAGCACCAUUCAGUCAGCUGACGAGGUCGCCGUGUUGGAAAACGGUGUUGUCGUUGAGAAGGGACCCUACGCCGAGCUGAUAGCGAAACCAGACGGAUUCUUUAGAGAACUGGUCACCCACCAGACGUUCGCCAAAAAGUCCGAGAGAAGAGACAAUCGAGAUAACCCAGAUGUACAAAAAACAUGAAAUAUUGUUCUGUAGUAAAAUUUAUGUGUUGUUAACGAAAUAUUUAUAAAGAAGUAGCUUAAUUUAUUUUUAGAUCGUUUGUUUUAAAAUGUUCAGUUUAACAAUUUUUUUAUCGAUAUUUAACGUAUCGAGCAAUCGAACAAACUGAACAUUGAUAUUAUCUUUAUGCCAGGUAGAAAAUACCUGAAUUAUAAUAACUAAACAUACUUAUUUCCUGUUAUUAGUUAACUGAUGUUUACGUAGCUAAUUGAAAUUAGUAAAUGUUUAUUUAAACUAAACCAAUUGUGCUAUUUACCCUGAAUAAGUUUGUGAUAAAAUGAUAGGUGAUAGUAUAUUUUAAUUUAUGGCGUCAUGGUAUAAGCAAUAUGCAAUAAUAAAAGGGCUUUAUAUGAUAUGUGUUCAAACUGUUGAAAUGCCUGAUUUGAUAGAAAAUUUUAUUAUAAAUUAAGGAAUAAAUCCUAGAGUGACAAACGGGUAAAGGAAUAUUUUUGUCUGACACAAAUAAAUGGUUGUUGUUAUUUUAG